AUGGCUCGCAUUCAGAUCCCUAUCGACGCUCUCACGUCUCGCCUGAACCUCCAGGACCGCUUUAACACGAUGCGCUCCGGUGGUCUCACUGCUAGAUUCGCCAACUUGCGUCCUAUCUCCGAGUUCUUCGACAUGAAGCGAAUCUCCAAGCCUGCCAACUUCGGCGAAGUCCAAUCACGAUGGAACUACAACCUGUCCUACUUCUCGAGCAACUACAGUGUUAUCUUUGUAAUGCUCAGCAUAUACGCUUUGCUUACUAACUGGGUGUUGCUGUUCGACAUCAUCUUUGUCGUUGCUGGCAUGUUCCUUAUCGGCAAGCUCGAGGGUCGUGACCUUGAGAUUGGUAGCUUCCGUGCUACCACUUCGCAGCUUUGGACUGGUCUUCUUGUUAUUUCUGUGCCUGUUGGCCUGUACGCGUCGCCUUUCUCGACGUUGCUCUGGCUCGUGGGUGCUUCUGGCGUGGUCAUCCUUGGCCACGCUGCUUUUAUGGACAAGCCUAUCGAUGAGGCUUUUUCCGGGGAGGCGGGAGCUGCGCAAAGGGGGUAUUGGGAGGAUGGACAGAGAGUCGAGGAGCUAGAAACAGACGAGGAAGAUUCAGAUAUACAAGGCGUUGGUUUGAUUUCCAGAGGGAAGCGGUUCGCCAGCGACCCCUUACGUUUUACGGGUACAGACUUGGGUGACAGAGCGGGCACAUUACGGAGAGGGUAUGAUUAUCAAUCGGACGAGGAAGACGACAGCAGCGAGGCCGAUAGCGACGAGGACAGCGAGGGUUCGUCUUCAGAAGAGGAGCUUGAUAUUGACUGGGAUCAACUAUCGCCGAUGGAGAGGGAAGAAGCAUUGGUACAAACAGCACUGGCUCGCAUCCGCCGUGCUCAGGAAAAGGGUAGGUCGGAUGUCAGGCUCAACCAGGAAGAGAUGGCGGCGUUUGAGCGAUACAAAAAACGCAAGGAGAAGGAAGCUCGCAGACAAGAGCGCAAACGGCGCAAGGAAAAGGAUCACCGAUUCUCGAUCCCUCUGGCGCAAUUCGAAGCCCCAUCUCGAAGAUGGUCUCCGACAAUCUCUGCCGAUGAUGACCUGCCGCGUCAUCCAUCCCCAGGCACUUUUGCCGAAGUCCAAAAUCGGGAUCCAAUGCCCCCCAUGGGCUAUUUUCCACCUCCAAACGCCACCCGCACCCGUCAGCGCUCAUCAACAUCUGCGUCUCAGCGACCUCCCUCCCGAGCUUUUGGUGACAGAGGCUCUUCACCGUUUCAGUACGCCUAUAUCGGUGCCCGUCAGAGCUCAGAUUCACGGCCCAUUUCAUCACGGGGCCAUCCAACUUCCGAGGACGGCCGGGGCCAACCCAACAUGUCGCCGGCCUCAUCAACAUCUUCCAUGUCAAGAACAAGAGCCGGACUGGAUCCUUUCCAAUUCCAGACUGAAGGCCCUCGCGCUCAGGCUAGUGCAGCUCGACGAAAUGUGUCGGGCUCAACAGAUGGAAAACGUACUCCUGCUGUUCCUCCAACAGCGAGGAUGACCAGAUCAAAGGCACCCCCACCUCCACAAUCCUCCAGCGAGGACAGCGGCGAAGAGAGCACGGAGGAGAGCACCAGCGAUGGCAUUGGAAACGGAGCGCAAAUCGCCCAGCCACCGCCGCCACCGCAGCCACAGCCACAACCGGCACAGACAAGACGCGGCAGGAAAGAAGCCAUCGUCGUCGAGGAGGCGGCGUCUCGCGAGCCGACGCGCGAAACGUCGAGGGGCAAGAAAUCAUCAAACUCGUCGCCGUCCAAGAAAAAGCCAGCUGCGAGCAGGAAGAAGAAGAAGUGA
Messenger RNA from Colletotrichum truncatum, 1806 nucleotides. RefSeq names its product prenylated rab acceptor 1. Gene Ontology annotation, cellular component: Golgi apparatus. The record is from RefSeq and is a predicted model, not a curated record. NCBI's taxonomy places the organism in Eukaryota, Fungi, Ascomycota, Sordariomycetes, Glomerellales, Glomerellaceae.